Messenger RNA from Pleurotus ostreatus (oyster mushroom), 1269 nucleotides. RefSeq lists its product as uncharacterized. Gene Ontology annotation, biological process: lipid metabolic process. Gene Ontology annotation, molecular function: oxidoreductase activity. NCBI's taxonomy places the organism in Eukaryota, Fungi, Basidiomycota, Agaricomycetes, Agaricales, Pleurotaceae. The transcript is spliced from 11 exons. The record is from RefSeq and is a predicted model, not a curated record. The coding region runs from base 1 to 1269 and encodes 422 amino acids.
AUGCGUACCAGCACUAUCACUACCACACAGGCCCCCUCGCCCAAGUCCACAAUUUACAGAGAGGAUGACCUCCCCGCUUUUACUCCGAUGCCCUGGUCGUUGAAGGAAAUACGCGCCGCCAUCCCCCCGCAUCUAUUCGCCCGCGACACCACCAGAGGGCUGCUCUACUUCACUAGGGAUCUACUCAUGGCCGCCAUUGCUUGGUCCCUGGCCUCUUACAUUGAUCCGUACUUCAAAGGCGUCGCCGUGAGGCAGCUUCUUACCCCUUUUGGGGCCGAGAUAGCUCGCUGGUCUGCCUGGCUGGUCUAUUGGUGGUUCCAGGGACUGAUAUUCACUGGUAUCUGGGUUAUCGGUCAUGAGUGUGGUCACAGUGCCUUUUCGGAACACAAAAUCAUCAACGAUGUUAUUGGCUUCGUGACCCACUCGGCCCUCUGGACGCCAUACUUCAGCUGGAAGAUUUCGCACCAUAGACAUCACAGUAACCACGCUUCUAUGGAGCGUGAUGAGGUGUAUGUCCCCAAGACACGUUCUGAUCUCGGAAUUCCUCCUGAAAACAGCGGCCACAUCGACUACGAAGACUACUUUGGCGACACGCCGAUCUAUACGCUCUUCAUGCUCAUUCGCCAACAAGUCCUUGCUUUCCCCGCUUAUUUGCUUUUCAAUGUGUCUGGGCAGAAGACUUAUCCGAAAGGAACCAAUCAUUUUGAUCCAAAUUCAGUUCUAUUUACGAAGGAACAGCGCAACGCAGUCAUUUUAUCCAACUUCGGCAUUGCUGCAAUGGUGUGGGCCGUCACCUGGGCGAGUUCUACUUUCGGAUCGGCCAACGUGCUCAAAUUCUACGGCAUCCCUUGGCUUUUGGUUUCGCAUUGGUUCAUCAUGAUCACAUACCUUCACCAUACGGCACCAGAUCUUCCCCAUUACCGGAACAAGGAAUGGAACUUCCAGCGAGGUGCAGCCGCAACUGUUGAUCGUAACUUCCUGGGGUGGCAGGGACGAUUCUUCCUCCACGAUGUCGCCCACUUCCAUGUUAUCCAUCAUUUCUUCCCCAAGAUGCCAUUUUACAAUGGACCUGAAGCCACUGCUUAUCUGAAAGAUUUCAUUGGCGACCACUAUCACUAUUCGGACAAGCCUGUUUUUAAAGCCCUUUGGGAAAGUUACAACCGAUGCCAGUUUGUUGAAGACGAAGGGGACAUUCUUUUCUACCGUGACAAAACUGGGCGAGCUGUCAUGAAGGCCGCGGAAAAAUACAGCGUCAAGAAAUCACGCUAA